AUGCGAAAGCAUGCCCUUGGCACCUGCUUACUCACUUCUGUUUUCCUCCUUGCUCGCACUCAGCCUCCAUGCACCUGGCAUGCGACAGAACCCUGUUACUUGCAGCUGGGGAGUAUUUUUGAGUAUCGCCACAGAGACUCCAACCGUGAUGGAUUCCUCUCGGACGCGCUGGAGCACGAUUGUGACGGGAGGAGGUUGCAGCCUUACCUAGAUGCGGUCAACCGCUUAAACGGUGGGAAAGGCUUCAUGGUUCAUUCAGCUGGCUUGGAGAUUGCUCAAUCCACGCCCUAUGAGAAAUACUAUUACCAGCUGAACUAUACACGGCUUGCUUUUGACAACUGGACGCAUGGUGAAGCCUUGAGCAGGCAGCAUUUUCCCAGCUGGUCCUACAUUGCGGGUAUGGGCAACGGCUGUCCUGAUGCACUAAUAGUGGAACAGGCCAAGAUUGCCAAUGCCACGGAACGAAUUUGGAUGACCCCACGAGGGCCCUGGAGCCAGAUGUCACAGGCAGCUGGAUCAUUGCCAUGGGCUUUCAGCUCCCACUUAGACUCCUCAGAUUAUGCCAAGGUCUCGGCUCAGCAAUUUGCUUUGAAAGGUGCGAAAACCGCGGCGCUCCUUUCCUAUUGCUGCGACAACAAGUUCUUGGAUGGAGUUCGCAUGGGAACGAAGAAACAUCUGGAGAAUGCCGGAAUCGUGAUCAAGCUGCACGACAGUAUACGGACUGAAACAGCAGCCUCCGACAUAGAGAGAGCUGUCGAACGCCUCGUUGCCAUGAAAGUAGAUGUCGUCUUCACAGCCGUUAGGGGAGCGGAUUUGGGCCCUUUCAUUGCGAGCCUUGAGAAGCAUCGUGAGCUUCAAGUCCCUGAUGGCCUCUUCGCCGUGAACCUGCCUUGGCCGCGAGAGGGUGCUCUAUGUUUCAGCUAUGGAGAGAGAUGCAAGCACUUGGUUACAGGCGCGCAGACCAUCGCCUUCCCCAACAUUACUGACUCUCUUCGGGAUGGAGUCCUCGGCCUCACGGGAGCGGAAUACUCGAAUCUCCCCGGAGUUCCCGGUGAUUACAACUUCGAGGUGGGUCUGUCUGCAUUUCUCCAAGCAGUCCAGGCUGUCUUCCAGUAUCGCGAAGUCAAAGAUCCGACGAAUUUGCUCCACUCGGUGGCCGACCCCGAUGUCUACACAGCAGUGCGCAAGCUCAUACUCUCCGGCGAGGACUUUGGACAGACCUUUGGUGGCCCAGCCUCCUUUAGCCCCUUGGGACAGAUAAACGGGAUGGAUCCGCCAACAGCGACCCUAACGGGUCCCGUCGAUCUACCAGUCCUCUUCCCAACCGAAUUUGCGCAGGCUCCUUUUGAGUUCCCUGUGCCGGCUGCACGAUCCUGUGCGCCCAACUUCUACAAGGUCUUCCAAAAUCAGAGCAGCUGCCCGCUUUGUGCUGCAGAUUGCAUCCCGUGCCCUCCGCACAGCCAACGACUGGAUCCUGUCGCCAAAUGCAGCUGCAAGGAGCUGUACUACGAAUCGAACAGUUCCGAAUGCAAAUUGUGCCCUGAGGGCGUGAUAUGCCCAGGUGCCUCUGUGCUGGAGAACCUGAACCUCUCGCGGGGCUUCUGGCGAGCUGGCCGCUUUGUAGAGGAGAUCCUCCCAUGCAGCGUAGAUGCUUGCACAGGUGGCAACGUAGUCGGAGACGAAGGUUGUGAGGAAGGCCACAUGGGCCCCCUUUGCUCAGUCUGUUGGCCGGAACAUUUCUAUGAUCUCAACACGAAGAAAUGCUCGCCCUGCUCCUCCAACGGUGCAUUUUGGGGACCGCAACAGUGGCUGGUGUCCUUCCUUGCGCUGUUUCUGGUGGCUUGGGUCUGCCUGCGCCAGGGGAUCAAAAGGGCUCUCACGAGGAUGGUAGGCAAAGGCAAUGCGCAUGCCAAGCUGAAAGAGAUCAACACGAAGCUCAAGAUCGUAGUUUCGCUUCUGCAGGUGCUGAACACGAUCCCCGGAGUCUUCAGAUUCGUCACGUGGCCGGCUGCACUGUUGCAAUUCAUGGAGGUCUUGAGCAUGUUCAACCUCUCGAUCUUCCAAGUGGUUCCAGCAGACUGUGUCCACCCGAACACUUUCUACGAUCGCCUUUUGGUGACGACAUUACUGCCCAUCAGCUUGUGGGUGAUCCUUGCAUUGAUCUGCCAAUUGCGUGUGUGCUGGCUGAAGGCUCAGUCGCAACAACGUGCUGAAAUCCAGUCCGGCUUCUUCGGUGUGGCAUUGAUGGUGGCGUACUUGGUACUCCCUGCAGCGUCGAGCACCAUCUUUGACACUUUCAAGUGCCAGUCCUUCGACUUGGAUGACGGGCAAGUGGGAAGAUUCCUGCAGGCAGAUCUGGCCAUCAACUGCGACACGGACAUCCACCAACACUACAUCGUCUACGCAGCCUGUAUGACAGCAGUCUACCCAGCGGGCAUUCCCAUUUGGAUGGCAAUAACGUUGUGGCGACAUCGCAAGGCGAUCAACCCUGAGGUGAGCCAGGAGGAGAUCUGGAAGGCCCAGGAGAUUCUGGAGAGCUCCUUGAAAGGAGGUUUCUUGCAAUCAAGUCUCUCCAGGACUGCCUCAAAGAUCUCCAGGAUUGCUUCCAACCUCUCCAGGAGCUUCUCGAGGAGUUCCAAUGUGUCCACUUCUCUUCAGAGCAAGGAGAGCAGCCGAUACAAGGCUGGGCCGAAGGAGUGCAGGGAGCUGGCUACCAUCAUGAAGCGGGAUAAUGAUCCGACGAUCAAGCACUUGCUCUUCAUCUUUGACGAUUAUAAGCCAAGUUGCAUGUACUUCGAAGUCUUCGAAAGCCUGCGGAAGAUCUUUCUGAGUGGCGCUUUGGCCUUCAUCGCCUCGGGAUCCUGGCUGCAGGUGGUGGUCGGGCUCUUCGCCUGCCAGCUCUCUUUGAAGGUCUUGCAGCGCUUUCAGCCCUACGCAAACCCCACGGCUACGACGACUGCAGAGAUAGCGCAGCAGAUGCUCUUUACGAACCUGGUCUUCGGCCUGUUGAUCCUGUCCUCCGAAAGCGAGGAUCCGGAGGUACUUGGCUGGGACUUUGGGCCAUCAUCCUUGAUGACUUCCCUUGGAUCUGUGGCAGUCAUCGCGGGUUCGCUGGGUCUCAUCGUCUUUACAUUGCUCUUCUCUCUCACCGAGUGGGAGACCUUGCAAAAACCUCUCGAGGAGCCAGGCUCUGGCGAAGGGAAAGAUGCGCUCGCGGACGAGGAGCUGGAUGAGUGGGUCGAAGCGGCUUUUUAA
Symbiodinium sp. CCMP2592 is the source of this 3255-nucleotide messenger RNA. Lineage: Eukaryota; Dinophyceae; Suessiales; Symbiodiniaceae. The record is from the annotation of a GenBank genome assembly.